Messenger RNA from Leptidea sinapis, 2499 nucleotides. RefSeq lists its product as uncharacterized. Gene Ontology annotation, cellular component: nucleus. Gene Ontology annotation, biological process: regulation of transcription by RNA polymerase II. Gene Ontology annotation, molecular function: RNA polymerase II transcription regulatory region sequence-specific DNA binding; DNA-binding transcription factor activity, RNA polymerase II-specific. NCBI's taxonomy places the organism in Eukaryota, Metazoa, Arthropoda, Insecta, Lepidoptera, Pieridae. The coding region runs from base 249 to 1499 and encodes 416 amino acids. The record is from RefSeq and is a predicted model, not a curated record. The transcript has 4 exons.
CAAAACAGUCGGUGCGCGACCAUCUUGUCAUAACUGGAGCCAGUGACAAUAAAUAAAUAUUAUAAAAUGUGCUACAUCCCUCGUAAUGAAUUAACAUUGACGUGUACCUAAUAAACUCUUGUGCAUAGUACAUUCUCGUGCUCAAUCCGACUGCUUUUCUAUUCAUUUUGCUCCAUUAUUCGGGAUUGUGUUGCGUCAAAUGACGUCAUGUAUGUGAUACACGUAUUGCUGAGGAGUUUGUACUAAAAAUGCAAGAACAAGAAGUGGAGGGGGAGCCAGCGCACCACGCGCGUCGGCCCAUGAACGCUUUUCUCAUCUUCUGCAAGCGGCACCGCGGGGUCGUGCGCGACAAGUAUCCCAACCUUGAGAACAGAUCAAUCACCAAAAUCCUCGGAGAGUGGUGGGCCAACUUAGAAAAAGAGGAGAAAGCCUGCUACACAGGUCUUGCUAAACAGUACAAAGACGCGUUCUUCAGCGCCAAUCCGGACUUCAAAUGGUACAAGUUGCCCGCGCCGCCAUUGCGUAGCCUCUCCUCCAGACCCCGGGACCACGUGGACAAACAUUCAGAGUCCCACAGCGACUUUACCGAUGUUGAAAUGGUAACAACCAAUAAUAACUCGACUAAAGUCGACUUAAAUAAUAGACACGGUUUUGAAAAUCGUCAGUCGAUGUUUACCGUGGGAAAAUUAGCCGAUGAGGCGGAUAUGGGAGGCCUAAGCAGCCUCAUAGAAAAAGAGACAGAGAAUCCCACUAUUAACCCAUACUUUGCACCUUAUUCUUUUAACUCAUACUCAACCGAUAAAAGAUCUCACGAUAACAUGGAGAAGCCAAAAAAACAUGAAGAAGAACUACAAAACGCAUUGAGCGAAACGGCCAAUAUUUUUAUAGAUGAAUCGAAAAAUGAGAAACAGGAAUCUGGGCGAAUUAUUAUAGUAUCCGAUUCGAUAGAAAGUUGUACUACAAUUAAAAGUAGUUCAUCAGAUAACCAUAAUACCAUUAAUACAUUUAAAGCGGCAGAUUUCGAUUUAGAAGCUAAAAUCAAGGCUCUGCCAUCGCUGAGUCUUGAGAAAUUCCAGCAGAGAAAACGCGAUAACAAGCGGAGAAAGAAGACGAUAAAUUUAAGACCUAAAGCGCUUGCGCCAUCUCAAAUAAUUAACUCCGUGCCUCGGCCUAUACCUGUUGAGAGACGAGAACUAGCUGAAAGUUGGCGCGAGCACGCCGUCGGUAGCCAGAAACGCAAGCCUAGGAAGAAAAGUAUAACCCGCCUUGAUAUUAACAGCCUUGCAUCAACCAAUUUCUGUGAAAGUGUCAAGAUAAGUCCUGAGAUAAAAAUUGCGACUGAGGCUCCGUGCACCGUUGUGCAUACCAUGGACAUGUGCAAUCAAACUAUACACGGAAAUGUUGAUCUUUUCGCGCUGGCAACACUUGCCGAAGUCGCUUCAAACACUUCGAAAAUUGAAGAUACCGCGAAAGAAGUCUGCCAAAACAAGCGACCAUAACGCUUCCACGGUAUAAAAUGCCGAACUAGCCUUAAUGAGAUAUUCCAAAUAUUAUUUACUUUUUAAUCAGAUAACAUUAUUUAUAUAUAGAUAUCUAUAUUGUACGCAUAAAGAUUAAUAAUAUUGUAUACUUUUAACUAUAGUUUUUAUAUAAUAGAUAUAUAUAUAAAUAUAUAUAGUUUAUUUAUAUUAAAAUAGAGAUUACUAUGUAAAUUUAGAAAUUAUGUAAAGUAGGAAGGAAAAUCCUGUGUUUUAGGAAUAACAAUAUAAGUGUGAUAUGAUAAUAUAUGAUAUCACGUACAGAAAAAAGGCAUAAUGUAUUUUAAAGUUUGGAAAUGUGAAAAAAUAUGUAGGUAUAUUAAUUAUUAGUUGUAUAUACAAUAUAUAUACAAUAUACAACUAAUAAUUAAUUUAAUGAAUUGUCAAUUAGCGAGUGAUUUGUUUUGGAAUCGCUAAUUGUCACAAAAAAAAUAAAUUGUAAUUUAUUGUAUAGUGUUAUAGCAAUGUCCCAACCUCAGUUCUAUUUAAGUAAAUAAUAUAAUGCAUUACUUUAUUGAUUUAAACUUACAUAGCUAGAAACUUAUGGCUGCUCUCAAUAAUGUCUAUAUUCCUUGUUUUAACUAAGUAGCAUCACAAUACAGACAAUAUUAAUAUAGUAAUAAUAUAAGAAGCCCUACCAUCAACUUUUAAUUAGCGAUUCCAUUCCGAUGCAGUACAGCUUAGGUACCUAAACUGAAUCGCUAAAAUUCGUACCAUGAGGUGUCUACUGAAUGGCAGGAUAGGAGCACAGAGUACAUUUUUUUUUUGAUUCGUUCUUGCGAACAAGCUAUAGCAAGGGGCCUUACUGCAUUGUUUUUAGUAUUUAAAUUUUCGGUAUUUAUUUUCAGUAAUUUGUUUUACAAAAAAUUACAAUAAAGUAUUCUCAUCUCAUCUUUCAUCAAUUCCAUUUUCCUUUUCUGUAUGUUUUAUGUGCUUUCACUAUUUUUUAAAAAUUACUUAC